Molecule: messenger RNA, 2259 nt
Organism: Raphanus sativus (radish)
Lineage: Eukaryota; Viridiplantae; Streptophyta; Magnoliopsida; Brassicales; Brassicaceae
Product: histone-lysine N-methyltransferase MEDEA
Exons: 17
Coding region: 305-2005 (566 amino acids)
Biological process (GO): chromatin remodeling
Molecular function (GO): histone methyltransferase activity; protein binding
Source: RefSeq, a predicted model, not a curated record
AAGUCCAUCUAAAUAAGAUUUUAUUUUGAUUUUUUCUUCCGAAAGAUUUUAUAUUGUUCGUCUCAUCGAUUUUAUUUGGUCUGCGUGUUAAUGAUUUUUUUGUGGUUUUGUGCAGAAAAAUCAUGAAGGUGAGAAUUUGCCUCCGGAACUGAAUCAAAUCAAAGAACAAAUUGAAAGAGAAAAGUUUCUGCACAUUCAGAAAUCAUUUGCGGGUAGACCAAAUGUGGAUACUCAUGCUGCAUAUUAUCAUUCUCUUGCCCCAACCCCGGGUGCUGGAGUGAAUAAUGAUAGAGGGGACAACAAUAUGCUUUCUUUGAGAAUGGAAACACCACUCCAUAUUUUCAAAUAUAAUCCUUCAGAAGAAUUUACAUCUCCAAAUCCAAAGAAACAAGAUAUCAAUAUUCCAAUUGUUAAACAGCUACCUCGAGCCAUUACAUGGGUUCUCACGGAUAGUAAUAAGCCAGUGGCUGAAAGUGAUUUUGUGAUCGGUAAGAAACAAAUCAUUUAUGUCAAUGGCCAGGCAGAGGAAUUGAGCAGCGGCAACGAAGAAGAUGAAGAAGAAAUCAAGAAAGAAAAUUUGGAAUUUUCCAAAGAUGCAGAUCGGUUUAUAUGGGAGGUUGGGCAAAAAAAUAAUUUAGAUGACCUGGUGGUGAAAAGUGCUCUCUCCAAGUUCUUCAAAUUAGAUGUUUCGAGUAUCUUGGAGAGAUUCAAUGAGCUCAAGAAACUUAAGGUCAAUGAAGGAGAUAUUGGUGAAGCUUCUGAAAUACGCAUGUUUACUUCUUUUCCAGAGACUCCUGAUAAGCAUUUUUGCCGUCGUUGCUUGAGAUUUGAUUGUCGUGAGCAUGAAGAAUAUCAGCCUGAAAUUUACACUAAAGAAAACCAAUCUAAUUUAUUUGAGAGGGAAGAUGUUAGAAAACAAUGCAGUAACCAUUGCUACCUUAAGCUAAAGGGUGUUAUAGAAGCUGAUCAUAUGAUGGAUAAUGAUAACUCUACAAACAAGAAAGGGAAGAAUAUGGUCUCAGAGAUGUCUCAAGCAUACAAUGAGUGGACGCCUGUAGAGAUGGAUCUUUACCUCAAAGGAGCUAAACUCUUUGGGAGAAACAGUUGUCUUAUUGCAAGAAACGUACUUACCGGACUUAAGACGUGUUUAGACGUUUACAAUUACAUGCAUAAGCAAGAUCAAUGUAAUAUGUUACUUGAAUAUCAAGAAACUUCAGAAACAGACAAUCAGGUUAAUAAAGAUACAUCGCAAAAAAAACGUAGGUUGGGCCGGAAAAAAGCCCAACUCCAAAAGCAUAUUUGUUAUCCGGCUGCUAUAAAAAAUACAAUGAACAAAAUAGAGAAGUCGUAUAAGCAUUACACACCAUGCACGUGCGAGCCGGUAUGUGGAGAUCAAUGCCCUUGUUUUCGUAAUGGAAAUUGCUGUGAGAUAUAUUGCGGGUGUCCGAAGACAUGCAACAAUCGUUUUGGAGGCUGUAACUGUAAAAAGGGUCAAUGUAUAAACGGAAAAUGUCCUUGCUUUUCUAAUUCACGAGAAUGCAAUCCAGAUCUUUGUCGGAGUUGUUCGCUUAGUUGUGGAGAUGGCUCUCUUGGUGAGACAUCCAAGACAAGCAAAUGCAAGAACAUGCAAUUCCUCCUUAAGAAACAUAAGAAGAUUCUCCUUGGAAUAUCUGGUGUUCAUGGAUGGGGUGCAUUUACACGGCACUCUCUUAAACAAAAUGAGUAUCUCGGAGAAUAUACUGGAGAAUUGGUCUCCAUCGAUGAAGCAGAGGAACGUCAGAGGGCAGAUGACAAGCUUGGUUAUUCCUACCUCUUUAACUUGAAUGAUAAGUUCGUCAUUGAUUCUCGCCGUCAAGGAAAUAAGUUUAGAUUUCUCAAUAACUCAUCACAUCCUAACUGCUACGCCAAGUUGAUGACUGUUAAAGGAGAUCAAAAGAUUGGAUUAUUUGCAGGUAAAGCUAUCAGAGAAGGCGAAGAGCUGUUUUUCAAGUAUAAACCAGGAUAAGCGGAUAGGUCUCCUAGCAAAUCUAGCAACACUGGUGGCUCGAAGUCAGAGAAUAUCAGUUCAUCUACUUAGACUUGAAUCUGAGGACGAUCGACACAAAGCAGUCGCUUUUGGAUUAUAAUGCUAUUUUGCUAAGUAAACCAAAUUUUGAAGUAUUAUGUUUUAAUUGUUUUAAGGUUUUGUCUGUCUCAUGUCUUAACUCUUGAAGUUUUCUUUUGAAUAUUUCUCAAUAAAACAAAAUUGUCUUUUUGCUC